CUCCUCUUCCUCCUCCUCCUCCUCCUCUUCCUCCUCCUCCUCCUCAGCUUACCUCUGACUUCUCUGUUUCUUUCACACAUCCCUCACCACUUUACAACAAUCAUUCGCUGACACCAGAGGGUCUCUUGGAUCUGGACCUGUCCCUGCCCCUUCUGCUCGAAACGGAAGAGAUGCCGAGUUUUGAUGGGAUUAAGAACCACGCAUUCUCCCUGGGCUCGAACCUAUUCAUUCCAGAUGAAUUUGAAUUUCCACCACUAUCUACUGGAAUCAAUAAAUCAGAAUACAGGUCAGUUAUGUCUCCUACAUUUUGCGCUCUUGCUGACGAGGUGGAGAAGAAUUUCUGUGACCUUGAUUUUGACAUCCCAGAACAGAUUGGCGGGAACACCAACGCCAGUGUUCCGAUAGAAAAUGUACAAAAUGUGGACAGUCAAACCCCGAAUACUGAUCAGCCUGUUGGGAACCUGGAGCAGUGGUGCGCGGAGGCUAUCCGCCGGAGUGACGACAGUUAUGAUGAGAUGCUCAGUCUCUCAGAAGACCUGUCGAAAUGCGAGCUUUAUUCCUAUGAGAUGACACUCCUGGGCCCGAUUUUUAGCAAGCUCAGCAUCUCCGGCCCUCAAAAUAAAGCUGUUAAUAGUGGUAGCCCCGACCAGGAAAGCGGUGUGGUAAAGCAGGCAUCCCUGCAGCAUGAUUCCCAAUCUCACACAAUCAGUCACCAAGUACCCACGAAUUCUCAGUACCACACCAUCGGUCACCAGGCUCCCAUGCAUUUUACUUCUCAGUACCAUACCAUCAGUCAGCAAACACCUAUGCAAUCCAGACCUCAGUUCCACACAAACAGUCAGCAAGCACCCAUGCAAUCUGACUCUCAUCGUCAAACCUUCUGUCAAUCAACACCGAUACUGCCAGGUUCUCAGUGUCAAUCCAGCCAGACAUUUGUCCCGAACAGUAUUUCAUCUCCAACCCCUUUACCGUCAUCAACACCAUUGUCCACCACAUAUAGCACUAGUCUGUCACUCCACCCCACCCACCAUCAACGUUCUGGGUCACCCUCUUCCUCCUCCCCUUCACUUCCACAACCGAAGCCAGCGAGAUCAGCAGCGCAGAGAUUGUGCAAUGCUGAGUUCAAGAAACCCUUGCCGUGGUGUGAAUUCUCUGAAAGUCAUCUUGAUGAUUUGACCUUCAUGCUUAUGGAGGCCCACAAAAAGCACAUUGGCAAGGAUUUGAACUGUGUUAGCCCGGAGGAGAUAGCAGAAAAGACAGAGAUCUACAAGAAAGUUUGUCGCCUCAAGGAGCGCGUGUUUGGCAAGAAAACGUUGCAUCGGUAUAGAGAGGAGUACUACAAGAUCCUGGAGAGCACGGGUGUGGACAUCGAUGGUCGUAAAAAGUGGAUGGAGUUGUCUGUGAAGGUCACCGAUGAUAUCCUUUUUAAGACUGUCCGCUUCAUCAAGAAUGUGCCGGGAUUUCGGGACCUGUGUAAAGACGACAGAGUUACCCUUUGUCGAGGAUCCUUUCUUGACUGCUUUGUCCUUGCGAGUUUUCGUGGCUGUGACUUCAAGAACCGCAUCAUGAUCGAAGACUCGAACUUGGCUUUCAACAUUAACGAAAUCCUCGGACUUUUUCCAGACUUUGACGAGAGCAUAAUUUUCUACCUCUCCGUGACCAAACGGAUUAAAAAAUUGAACCUCACUCUUGAGGAAAUUGUUUUGUUGAAAGCUAUCUGCAUAACAUCGCCAGAUCGAGAUGGACUGAAGGAACGACAGAAAGUGGAAGCUCUGUACUGGCAGUUUCUUUGCUGUUUGUUAUUGUCUCUUCACCGUCGUCACCCAAAACCUUACAGCAUCUACUCCCAGGUGAUCACUUUGCUGGCUGACCUAAAGACUUGUGUGAUCAUCGACCAUCAGCUUUUGGAAUUCUUCAGAAUGGACAUCACUAAGCUGACCAGGGAGACGGAUGCCCCUCUGUACAAGGAAAUGUUGCUGUAUAACCAUCCAGCUACUGCUUAUUAGAAAUGUUACAACUUGAAGUUUGUUAAAAAAUGAAUAUAUUUUUCUGUUCUCUUUACAUUUACAGUAUGGUAUUGACUUUAGGAGAACCAAGGAGAACUUGACAGAGAGAGGUGGAGACAGAUGCCAAGAAAUGGGCAAACCUUGGACACAAAUAAAGAAAGUACAACUUUUGUUAUCCUUUCCCAUCUUUGCAUUUAAAAACGCCGGACAUGUACGUUCCAACCUGGCUGUUUUAACCGGAGUGGGAACAGAAGAUGAAACAGCCGCAUAAAACCGCUAUUCGACGGGUCGGCAUGUCAUCCACAUCACGUGCGGUUUAACUUAAAAUGGCAGAGUGUACUAAUAAUGGCGAUUUGCUUGCAGCUUAUGAGCAGCUCGUGGCAAAGAAAAAGAAAAAGGGAGAAAUAUAGGUAUUUCAAUGAAAUGGAGAAUAGUCUCUUUAGACGAGGUUGGUAUGUUAAGCUGUGAAGCUUGUGCAGACAAUCAAGUGUGUUCUUUACUGCACAUCGUGACGCAGAGGCCAAACCUGUAGGGACUGAACCCAUUCAGGGAAAGCAUUAAUUAUGUGGGAAUUUUAAAAAUCUCUUUAGUUAUUGAAAAAACACAAAUUCUGUUCGAAUGUUGUCUUAAAAUUGGGUCGCUUGUUUAAAGAAUGUACUCUCUUUAGUUAUUGAAAAAACACAAAUUCUGUUCAAAUGUUGUCUUAAAAUUGGGUCGCUUGUUUAAAGAAUGUACUCAGAUUUUAUGUGCGGUAAAUCGUUUGGAAGAUAUUGGCAGUGACAAGAUAAGCCGGCUAAGCCUGUGACGUCACACAAAGGCUGUCGUCGACGGAACGUGCUGAACUGUAGUCAGAAAAUCCAAACAUAUUGAAACCGCCGGUUCGGCCUCCCGGUUUAACUUUUUAUUAGCAGUUUUCAUCCUCAUCUGCGGUUCUGCCGCCAGGUUUGCCUUUCCAUUCCGAACCGGCAGUUUGGAACGUACAUACGUAGCCCCGUAAGACACUCAUAAGGAUUUUGAAAUUAUUAUCUCUGGCUAGAUAUUCCUAUAAUAUCGUCUAGUUAGCUGUUGAACUGGUCCUUUGUUUCAUUUUUCUUACCAUGUUUCAUAAUUUCAAUAGUCUAUAUAACGCUACCAAAUUAUAAUGAUAAUGUCAUGUCUUAAACAUUUCAUUCUGAAGUCUCUGGUUUUCUCUUGGACCCAAAAAGUGUCAUGUUCACACGUGAAUUUGAUUUGGGGAAAAAAUAGAAAAUUAAUGUAGAUCUAUCCUUGUUCCUGACUGCACAUUCCGUGCCAAUGCCUUUUUGAUUGUAGUGUACUCAGGCUGAUCUUUAAUGUUCUAAAUGUUUAUUCGAUCAAUCGCCCAUCUACUUUGUGUAACUUCCUUUUCCAUCUUUUAAAAAUGUGUUUGCUCUAUCAAAAAGUUCCUCUGUGAUGUUAAAGUUAAAGUCUUCAGGUUAAGUUCUAGUAAGAAUGUUACAACACUGGCAACACAAAUAAUAAUAUGCGUUAUACAAGUGCUGAAGAUUAGAGACAUUACUUAUAGAGAGUAACACUCACACACACAUACACACACACACACACACUCACACACACACACGCACGCACGCACGCACGUUCGCACUCAAAAAGGAGGGAAGCUCAGUCAGAACAAAGAAAGGCAAAAGAGACUGGUUCAAAGGAAGAUCUUUGAGUAUGACAAGGAUGCAUUUUAUCUCCCCACCUUUUUAUACAUGUAUCUGGACAGAAUAACGCAAAGCAAAGCCUAGAAAACCUCAAAUUAAAUGAACUUCUGCUUGAAGACGACCGUUAUGUUUUAUUCAUCCAAAACAACAAGCCCUAGUUCCCUGUACAUCCAUACAAUAGUAAACAACUGAAACGAGCGAAGGAGUUUAAAUAUCUUGGCAGGACAUUUUCUGAAAAUGGGUCCAUAGACAAAGAAAUACGAACUCGAAAGGCCAAGACCUACACCGGCCAGCUCGCACCCCUUCUAUCUCAUCCAAAACAUCUCCAUAGACACAAAGAGACAGCUUAUCAAUUCUAUAUUCAGGCCCUAUGCCAACAUUUUGAUACCAGUGCCAGACCUGGACAUUAAGUAAAAGGAAGAGGUAGACCACGCAAAAGAUGGAUUGAGGGAGUGAAGGAAACCCAUUAGAUGUAUCACCAUUAUUAUUAAUACUACUACAAUGUAUAAUGAUAAUACAUACGUCCCACGCUAUUUACCAAUAGCGCAAUCUUGCACAGCGUGUUUUGACGAUCCUAUAAUUGUAUCAUUCUUGUGAGCUCUUCAGUUUCAUAUAUAUGUUAAUUUUAAUUUUAAGAUUUUUACACUUUUGAAAAUAUAACAUGUGAAUGUUCCUAAAAGUGAGUAAAAAAAUAAAGAUGGGAGUGAAUUUAAAAAAAAAUUAUUUCAAAUAAAUUAAAUGUACUUUAUGAACUUUGAGUUCGAUACCUGGCAUUGUAUCAUUCUUGGGAGCUCUUCAGUUUAAAAAGUUCAUUUUAGUUUUCAUAUUUUUACACUUUUGAUCUGAAUAUUCCUUGAUGUGGGUAAAAGAAAAAAGAAGGAAGUGAAUUUUUAAAAAAAUAUUUCAAAAGUAUAAAAUGUUAUCGCAAUCUUCAUUGCGCAAUUGUACGAUCCAUAAAAAGCUUAAGAUUGCGACAAUCGGUAAAUAGUGAGGAAUACAAUUUUUUGUUAUCAUAAUCUGGUGUUCAUAGCUCUGGUGUUCACUUACUCAAACCUUAAAACUUUAAGAUCUUUAGCAGGAUACUUACUAAUAAAGGUUUGAUCGAAC
This is a messenger RNA of Aplysia californica (California sea hare), 4795 nucleotides long. RefSeq lists its product as uncharacterized. Gene Ontology annotation, biological process: regulation of transcription by RNA polymerase II. Gene Ontology annotation, cellular component: nucleus. Bases 171 to 2006 code for a protein of 611 amino acids. Gene Ontology annotation, molecular function: RNA polymerase II cis-regulatory region sequence-specific DNA binding; nuclear receptor activity. The record is from RefSeq and is a predicted model, not a curated record. The transcript has 4 exons. NCBI's taxonomy places the organism in Eukaryota, Metazoa, Mollusca, Gastropoda, Aplysiida, Aplysiidae.